AUGAUUGAAGAACAGCUUCAACCAAAUUCUGCUAAUGGUUCCGGUGCACUUGAACAUGAUGAAACUUAUCUCUAUUGUCGAGAUGCAUCUUUAAGUUCAUUUAAUAUUAUAAAUUAUCUCUUUCGUUCAUCAUCAACAACAGAUAAUAAUUCUAGUAAUGCUUAUUAUUCUUCUCCAGCUGAAUUAAAUAUUCCGGAUCCAUUACCAUUAGAUGUUGCUAUUAUUGAUGCAUCAAUUCUUCUUUAUGGUACAAUGUUUGUUCGUGUACCAAAUAAACAUCGUUUAAAUAUGUUACAACAUUUUAUUGAUAUUAUUAAACAAUCAAAAGCAUUAAAAACAUUAGCUGAAACGAAACAAUCAUCAUCAAUCGAUGAUGAAAAUGUCAAAAACUCUGCAUGUACAGUUGUUAUGCAAACAUUAAGUCAUCAAAAUCCGAUUUUACGUUGUGCAGCUGGUGAAGCUCUUGGUCGUUUAACACAAGUUGUUGAUGAUGGACGUUUUGUUGCUGAUAUAGUACAAAUAUGUUUGGAUCGUUUGAAAGACUUUUGUAAUGUUUCAUCUCGUACAGGUUAUUCAUUGGCACUUGGAUAUCAAUCAGCAUCAAUUGUUCAAGUAUGGGCAUUAAAUGCUUUAGGAUUAAUUGCUGAUUGUAGUGGACAAAUGCUUCGUUCAUAUAUUGAAUCAUGUUUAGCAUUGAUUUUAUAUUUUCUUUCAAUUUCACCAUCACAAUCAAAUGUGUUUCAAUGUUGUGAACGUUUACUUGAUGCUUUAAUUAUAAAAAUUAGUCCUGAACUUCAAACAAAUACAAAUUAUGCAUUAUCAAUUGAUAAAUCAUCUGUCGAAUAUCAACAUGCACAAUGGGAUGCUUUAAGAAACAAAAUUAAUCGACUUGUUAGUGAAACAAAUGAGUCCAGCAUAUGCUCGAACAUCGAAGAAUUAUUCAAAGAGAACAUCGUUCGUGGUAGUAGUCUGUUUGCUCGAAGUGUUAUACAAACACAAGCAGCAUUACCUGGUCGUACAUCUGUCUAUGCUGCAUUAGUGUUGGUUAUUAAUCUAUGGAUGGAAGCAAUUGGUGGAUUAAUCAGCAGACAAGUAAUAUCAUCGUUUCAUCGAACAUAUCAUCAAAAUGAUAAAAUCAAUUGUUUAGCAACAACAAAAUUUAUUUCUCAUUUAGUGAAUCAAAAUAUCUUACAUGAAAUAGUUGUAUUAGAAAUCUUGGUUCUUUUACGUGAAAAUUGA
Messenger RNA from Rotaria sp. Silwood2, 1239 nucleotides. The record is from the annotation of a GenBank genome assembly. NCBI's taxonomy places the organism in Eukaryota, Metazoa, Rotifera, Eurotatoria, Philodinida, Philodinidae.